Molecule: messenger RNA, 1956 nt
Organism: Oncorhynchus gorbuscha (pink salmon)
Lineage: Eukaryota; Metazoa; Chordata; Actinopteri; Salmoniformes; Salmonidae
Product: altered inheritance of mitochondria protein 3-like
Exons: 4
Coding region: 1-1956 (651 amino acids)
Source: RefSeq, a predicted model, not a curated record
AUGAGAAUUACAGGCACCUUCCUUCCUGCCACCUUCCUGCUUCCCACAGGUUUCAAUGCGUUCCAAGUAGAAGUAGAAUCUCUCACCCUCUUCACUCAUCCUCCGAAACGUGAUCAACCAAACCUCCUUAACACCCGUCUGCUUCACCCCGGAAACCAGCUGCACCGUCGGAGGAAACCCUGUUUAAUAACUGACAACCAGCAGGCGCCCGGCUACAAGGAGUCGAGGUCAACCAGCAGGCGCCCGGCACAAGGAGUCGAGGUCAACCAGCAGGCGCCAGCUGCACAAGGAGUCGAGGUCAACCAGCAGGCGCCCGCCAGGAGUCGAAACCAGCAGGCGAGUCGAGGUCAACCAGCAGGCGCCCGGCACAAGGAGUCGAGGUCAACCAGCAGGCGCCCGGCACAAGGAGUCGAGGUCAACCAGCAGGCGCCCGGCCACAAGGAGUCGAGGUCAACCAGCAGGCGCCCGGCCACAAGGAGUCGAGGUCAACCAGCAGGCGCCCGCCACAAGGAGUCGAGGUCAACCAGCAGGCGCCCGCCACAAGGAGUCGAGGUCAACCAGCAGGCGCCCGGCCCGCCACAAGGAGUCGAGGUCAACCAGCAGGCGCCCCCGCCACAAGGAGUCGAGGUCAACCAGCAGGCCCCCCCGCCACAAGGAGUCGAGGUCAGUCCAGCAGGCGCCCGGCCCGGCCACAAGGAGUCUCCCCCGGCACAAGGCCAAAGCAGGCGCCCCCACAAGGCCAAAGCCCUCGAGAGAGAGACUGGGUUCAGCUCUCCACCUCAGAGACUGGGUUCAGCUCUCCACCUCAGAGAGAGACUGGGUUCAGCUCCCCACCUCAGAGACUGGGUUCAGCUCCCCACCUCAGAGAGACUGGGUUCAUCCCCCACCUCAGAGAGACUGGGUUCAGCCCCUCACCUCAGAGACUGGGUUCAUCCCCCCACCUCAGAGAGACUGGGUUCAGCUCCCCACCUCAGAGAGACUGGGUUCAGCUCCCCACCUCAGAGACUGGGUUCAUCCCCCCCUCAGAGAGAGACUGGGUUCAUCCCCACCUCAGAGAGACUGGGUUCAUCCCCCCACCUCAGAGAGACUGGGUUCAGCCCCCACCUCAGAGAGACUGGGUUCAGCCCCCACCUCAGAGAGACUGGGUUCAGCCCCCACCUCAGAGAGACUGGGUUCAGCUCCCCACCUCAGAGACUGGGUUCAGCUCCCCACCUCAGAGAGACUGGGUUCAGCUCCCACCUCAGAGACUGGGUUCAGCUCCCCACCUCAGAGAGACUGGGUUCAGCUCCCCACCUCAGAGACUGGGUUCAGCUCCCCACCUCAGAGAGACUGGGUUCAGCUCCCCACCUCAGAGAGACUGGGUUCAGCUCCCCACCUCAGAGAGACUGGGUUCAGCUCCCCACCUCAGAGAGACUGGGUUCAGCCCCCACCUCAGAGAGACUGGGUUCAGCUCCCCACCCCAGAGAGAGACUGGGUUCAGCUCCCCACCUCAGAGAGACUGGGUUCAGCCCCUCACCCCAGAGAGAGACUGGGUUCAGCUCCCCACCUCAGAGAGACUGGGUUCAUCUCCCCACCUCAGAGAGACUGGGUUCAGCUCCCCACCUCAGAGAGACUGGGUUCAGCCCCCACCUCAGAGAGACCGGGUUCAGCUCCCCACCUCAGAGAGACUGGGUUCAGCUCCCCACCUCAGAGAGACUGGGCUCAGCCCCCACCUCAGAGAGACCGGGUUCAGCUCCCCACCUCAGAGAGACUGGGUUCAGCCCCCACCUCAGAGAGACUGGGUUCAGCUCCCCACCUCAGAGAGUCUGGGUUCAGCUCCCCACCUCAGAGAGACUGGGCUCAGCCCCCACCUCAGAGAGACCAGGUUCAGCUCCGAAUCCAGGGCCUGGAUUCAGAACUGCAGCAGGAACCUACAGUCGGAGUCGUUGGUCUGAACGUAUGCUUUAUACUUACUAG